Messenger RNA from Acipenser ruthenus (sterlet), 4610 nucleotides. RefSeq names its product beta-galactoside alpha-2,6-sialyltransferase 2-like. The coding region runs from base 331 to 1875 and encodes 514 amino acids. Gene Ontology annotation, molecular function: sialyltransferase activity. The transcript has 7 exons. Lineage: Eukaryota; Metazoa; Chordata; Actinopteri; Acipenseriformes; Acipenseridae. The record is from RefSeq and is a predicted model, not a curated record.
UUCAGUGUGUUGGUACUAACAACUCUCCGCCCACAUUUUACAACACCGAGUGGGAUGGGUGGAAAAAGAAAACGAACAAUAACAGUGAGAAGAGCGUUGAGCUGCGGCUGUUAGCAAUACAACGCAGUGUUGGGGGAGCUAAGGCAAGCCGACUCGGCACUCACUUCGUAGGUUUGAAUUCAGAAAGAAAAUGCUUGGGUGAUGGUUUAUGUUGAAGAGCCAUCCAUUAUUUCAAAGACAACAUGCUGGUGUAGUGGAAUCCCAGCCUUGGUAGCAGCACUUUGACCCUUGUUGAACUUGCUGCUCUAAGGCCUGGGAAUUGUCUCCAUCAUGAAAUCCAAAUUUAAACAGUGGAAGCAGCUGGUGCUUAUUGGAAUGCUGUUAUGGGUCCUCAUCAUCCUGGCCCUGUUUACCUAUUUCAUGGACCUGCAUAUGGAUGAGCUGCAUGCUUCAGUCUCCCUAUCAUACUUUGAGACUAGAAGGCUGAACCCUAUUCAGGGUAACAACCGGGUCAUCAUGGGAUCUGUACAAGACCCUCCGGUUUCUGAUGCCAACAGCCGUAAUGACAUCAUCUUCUAUAACCAAGACCUUAACAAGCAGACAGCAGACUCUUUAAAUACAGACAGUUGGUCGAGUUUUGACAACACCGUGAAAUCCAUGUGGGAAAGAGGAGGUCAAAUGAAAAGGACUAGCAAUGAAGAUGAUACGUUAGCUGCUGGUCAGCAACAAUCUGAAAGCCUUAUUAACAAACACAUGGAGAAACUACUCCCUGGGGAAGAAGGCACUGAUGAAAACCAAAUUCAGUUGAAGUGGAGGAAGAAUUCUAGGCGAGGAAACUCCAUGCGCUGGAAGGACAAGGAGUUAGGGAUAGGUGACGAUUUAGAGGAAUACUAUUUUAUGCAAUCCAGGUCUGUCAUUUCCAAACUGUGGAAAGGGAACGUGUCCUCCAAGAUGCUGAACCCACGAUUGCAGAAGGCCAUGAAAAACUACAUGAAUGCCAACAAACACCAUGUAUACUUCAGAGGAAAGAUGAGCUCUAAAAAGCUAAGCAGGGAAAAACUGCUUUGUGAGAUGAAGAACAAGCUGAAAGUGAGGACUCUGGAUGGGAUGGAGACGCCCUUUUCUACACUCGGAUGGGAGAAGCACGUUCCGAAGGUUUCCAUUGACAAACUCUAUCCGUCCGGCUUCAGAAGCUGUGCCGUUGUCACAUCUGCAGGUGCAAUGCUGAACUCCUCAUUGGGGAAAGAAAUUGAUUCCCAUGAAGCAGUCUUGAGGUUCAAUGCUGCCCCAUUAGAGGGUUAUCAGAAGGAUGUGGGAAAUAAGACUACUAUUCGCAUUAUUAAUUCCCAGAUUCUGGUCAAUCCGAAUUUCCACUUCAAUACCAGCGCACUGUACAAAGAUAUCACGUUGGUUGCCUGGGAUCCAGCCCCUUACUCUGUAAAUCUCCACAAGUGGUAUAAGAAUCCGGACUACAACCUCUUCACACCCUAUGUGGAAUAUCGAAGAAAGCACCCGGUUCAGUCCUUCUACAUACUCCACCCUAAAUUUAUCUGGCAGCUGUGGGAUUUAAUCCAGGGAAACACCCUGGAGCCAAUUCAGCCCAAUCCACCUUCCUCUGGCUUUAUUGGAAUCCUCAUGAUGAUGUCACUCUGUGAUGAAGUCCAUGUCUACGAGUACAUCCCCUCACUGCGGCAGACAGACCUGUGUCACUACCAUGAGCGAUACUACGAUGCUGCCUGUACCCUGGGAGCGUACCACCCACUGCUCUACGAGAAACUGCUGGUUCAGAGAAUCAACAAGGGGACGGACAUCGACGUGCAGAAGAAGGGAAAAGUUAUCCUUCCUGGGUUCAGUGCCAUAAAGUGUGACAAAUGACUUUAAUCCUCAUGAUUAGGUUGGGCGAUUAAUAUUAGUGCAAUAAUCAAUUACUUGCUAGUUAAAAUUAAACUAAAUAAAACUUGAAACUCUUAAUAUUGACCACUUUAGUCUAGACUUUUUAUCUAUAUCCUGGAUAGUAAGCAUCCUGCUUUCUUUCUUUUUUUACUGAAAUGAGAAGAAGCUCCACACCUGUAGGAGAAUGCUUAUGGCAUAUUUGCUUUUGCAAAUCCUGAGCCUAAAAUAAUUUGUACUUAGAUUUAUCAUUGAAGGUUUAUUAAUUUAGCUGGUAGGACACUUGCGCAAGAUUUCCAAAAGUGAUGAAACUUUGGUUAGCCGUCAAAAUAAUGUGUUUUGUUAGUCAUUAUCAGCACUGUAGAAAUGGUUUAGAUGGCUAAAAUUCCAGAAGAGUUAAAACGUAUACAUUUUAUCACAUUCGUGCUUUGAAGAUACCAUCUUGUCUGAACGUGUCACAUACACAAAAAAUGGUUGACUUCUUUGGAACUCCCUUGAAAAUAAUUACCGUAUUACUCUGAAUUAACGCUGCCCUCGAAUUAACGCCUCACUCAGAUAUCAGCUUUUCAAUAGACGCCCCCCUCGAUUAAACGCUGCUCUCAAUAAAGAAACGGAAAGGUAUUUUUUUUUCUACCCCUGCUCAAAAAAUAAAGAAAGAAACACGCAACUCUGGCUAUGUACAUGACACCCCCAAAGAGACUGCAACCUCAAUCCAGCAUGUAAUACAAACUAAUGUACACCCACCUUAGUAAGCAAAUGUUAUUUUAUAGUAGAGUCCUGACAGACAAACCAAGAUGAACUACUUACAGCACAGCAGUCCUUCACGUCCCUUUUUUUCAGCAGAGUUCAGUGCCAACACAGCAGGGGAUAAAACAAGGGCUGUCUGUUUACCUCAUCGUCAGCUUGGAUGGUGAAAACUUAAAAACUCAGAGGAACUUAGAGUUUUGGCGGUCACUCUAAGCGCUAUCCGAAAGCUGGCUGAAGAUAUCUUCUUAUAGGGAGGUUAGUUGUUUUUUUUAUUCAAUUAGAAUUUUACUCAGUCCUGUACAAUUUUAUAUAUAAAAAAACUUUCUUACUCUCUAUGAGAAGAUUUAGUUUUGGUUUCUCUUAGAGAAAUUACAAACAAGCAGGUAAAUUACAGUGAGAUAAAAAAAAAAAUAACCGAGUAGGAUAUAUUUGAAUUAACAGAAAUCAAACCGAUAUUCAGAGGUAAUAUUUUUCGUUAAGAAAAACUGCAUCACACUCAACUACCGUUGUCUCUCCUCUUCUUGUCCCGCCCAAUAGCAACCAAUACACACUCCUGAUUCGCUGGUACAGUACUCCCCUGACCUCCCAACUCCCACCUAAUAAGCUCUCGUUAAUUGUCAGUAAAUGUACUGUAUUCAAGACCCAAAAACACACAAGAGUAUAGUGCUGCAGAUCGGAGCCUCUCAUGGCGCAGUUUCUAAAAUGCCUUAAAUCAUUUAAUAAAAUAUUUCCUGCGUUUGUAAAGCAUAGUAUUGUUAAUUUAAGGACCGCAGUCAUUUUGAUCAAUUUAAAAUAAAUGCUGUGGCGCCAAGUAAUAGGGUACAUCAUUUAUAAGGAGUUAUUUGACUAAAAAGGUAUUUUAGACAAGCAUCUAAACAAUUCACUACACUUUUGAUAGUGUAAUAUCUGUUUAACUAUGGCAAUCUUUGGCAUUAUAAAAAAAGUGUUCUGUUAUCACGGUAGCAUUUGGAAGUUGUAACUGUUCUACUUUAAGAAGGUGAAUUGAAUUGUCCCCUCAGGUUUAUACCUUGAAUCUUAAUAGGAAAAAUGUGUUUUCUUGUGGGUGUUUUUCUGCUUAUGUGAAGUGGUGUUGAAUACUCUAGGUUUUGGUCAUCAAGUGCAUGAAUUGCUUGAAUGGUAGUGUAUGUAUUAAUCACUCUGUAAGGCAGCAACGUACUGUACUGUGAUUCUUUUGAAAUGUAUUUUUGUUUAUGACUGUAAGUCGCCAUGGAUAAGGGCGUCUGCUAAGAAAUAAAUAAUAAUAAUAAUAAUAAUAAUAAUAAUAAUAAUAAUAAUAAUAAUGUACGUUUCAAUGUAAUGUAGUAGACUUCCAGCCUUUGCAUUGUUCAGUACAUGCAAUUCAACAUGUCUAAUAAAGUAUGUUCUAACAGCCUUAACUAUCCAGGAGAUAAAGAAGGUGAAAAGAAAGAAUUUUCCAAAAGCCAACUCACUUAUAACAGCCUUGUGUUUUUUAAUGUCAACAUUUUUUUGUGAUUUUUAUCUUACAAUCCUAAUUUUGUACUUGACGAAAUCUGUUUUGUACCAUGCAUACUUUGUAGAAACUGACAGUUUUUAUACAGUUUUGCAAUUUUCUCUUGUUCACUCAAUUUUUUUUUUUUUUUUUUUUUUUUUUUUUACAUAAAUAAAAUGUUAUAAAUAUAAACCUACAUUUUUGGAAUUGUCUCAACAUGACAUUAACAAGGUUAAUGCUACAGUGUGUAUGAGGUUUGGAGCAAACCAUAUUCUUUUACCUUCAUACUUAUACUGUGCAUUUACUGCACUAUUUUUAUUUUAUUUUAACAAUACUUCUGUGUGCUGUACCAUGCUUGUCCAUGCUUUACCUUGCCUUACUACACUUGUCCCAUGCUGUGUUUUUGCUAUGGUGUAUCACAGUUAACUUUUAAGGGUAAUAAUGGUGUAAUUGAUUAUCAAUGUUUCAUAAAUGAUCAAGUUCACAUAAUUGCUUCCCUUCA